Molecule: messenger RNA, 2710 nt
Organism: Odontomachus brunneus
Lineage: Eukaryota; Metazoa; Arthropoda; Insecta; Hymenoptera; Formicidae
Exons: 2
Coding region: 1116-2330 (404 amino acids)
Cellular component (GO): extrinsic component of mitochondrial inner membrane
Source: RefSeq, a predicted model, not a curated record
AGUGUCCGUUGCUUUUAACCGCCGAAUCGGAAAAUAUACCACAAAAGAAUGUAAAUAAGAUAGAAGAAAUAAUAGAUAUAACCAGGAAGCGAAUAUACAGACAAAACAAAUUCCACGGUUGUGUGCCAUAUAGAAAUUAUGUAACUGGAAGAUUUUAUUACCGAAAUGUGCAUUUUAUUAUGUAUUAAUGAAUUUAAAUCACACGACCCACCCAUUCAAGAGCAGAAAAUAAUGUAUUGUUUUAUCGUAAUUUUAUUUCAGUACAGAUGUGAUGGCACUCAUUUCUUAAUAAAAUUCAGGAAUAAAUAUAAUUUUCUUACUGAGGGAUGCAUUCAGACACAAAUCAGUAGUAUUUUAUUUCUUAUUUUUUCAGAAUACGUAAAAUUUAUUAUAUAAGAGAUAAUAGAAUAAUUACUGCCGCUUGUCCAUCAAAAUUAAGUAACACUUACCGUUGUUUGAACGAGGAAAGCUGAUCACUACAUAUAAAAAAGUCCUCUUAACGGUUUAAUUCAUUUAAAGUAUUUUUUAUAGUUCAUUAGCAAAAUGCAUAAAAUUUUGUUCAAACUUAGAUUUUCAUAAGGAAUGUAUCAUAUUAUAAUUGCACACUGAUGAAUAUUUCUAGUUCCUCAUAUUGGUAGUUACAAUUUAUUUUGUCAACAACUUUUUCGGUACAAACAUAUUUGUAUUCGUUAUUAGUGUCCCGUGAACUAUUACUGGUUAAACAUCUAUAUAUAAUUCGUAUAAAUAUUUCUGUUAUACUCUGUGUAAGUUGUCGAGUUUCGCGCAUCAUUUUGAAGUAAAUAUUAUAAACAAGAUAUUCAUAAAUUAUAAUUAAGAAGUUUUGCGAUGAAUUCAUUCGAGUAUCCAAAAGUGUUAUAUAGAUUUUAUGGACCAUACACAGAAGAAAAAUAUAAUCAGUUUUUCAAUCCAAACAUUUGUCAUGUUUGCAAACGGCCCAGCAGAGACUUAAUAACAUGUAAUCAGUGCAAUAUGAUUUCUUACUGUUCUAAGGAGCACCAGGAGGUACAUAAAUAUUCACACUUGGAGAUGUGCAAUGCUAUAACAUUGGUAAUAACGGACAUAUCAUAUUGGGACACAUACCGUAACUCCGAAGAAUGGAUGGAAUCACGACAAGACAUUACAGUAAAAAUACUGGCUGUUCUAUCACGCGAAACAUACCGGAGCACCAGGAGGAACAUAAAUUUUCACACUUGGAUAUGUGCAAUGCUAUAGCAAUUGUAAUAACGGACACACCGUUUUGGGUCACAUACCGUAACUCGGAAGAAUGGAUAGAAUCACGAAGAGAAAUUGUGCUAAAAAUACUGAAUAUUCUAUCACGCCCUACAUACGGAUAUGAAACAGAGAUGGUAAUGUGCGCAAAAUCGUGUUCUGUUUGUUAUCAACAAUUGAACAUCAAGCCCUGUAAAAUUUGCUAUUCAGCCAAUUUUUGUGAUGAUCAUGAAAAAUUUUUUAAUCUAACACAUACGGAUUGCUGCGCCAAGCUGUUGCUAUUACUGAACAUGAAUAUCACCUAUACUAAUGAUUUAGAAACGAUGGGAAAGAAAGUGCAUGGACGAAAGUUCACCAAAUUUCCUGGUGUGAAACCUUAUGGUGACAUUAUUACAUUUAUUAAUAACUAUGCAUGCAUAUAUUCACAGGUUCGAUAUAUGUUUGGUAUGUUCUUAAAUUUUAAUUCAACUCGCUAUUGGACAUUCGAAAAUUAUAUAUGUUCUGAUUUUGUAUCAGGUCCGAUGACAUUAUACUACGCGUUACAAGAAUCAAAUUUAUUAUGUCUCCCAACCACUACGCAUAAAUAUAUCGUUCAUCUUAUAGAUGCAGAUAGAAUUGAUGUUAUGUCUUCAGGAAUGUGGCAUAUUUUCUUACAUAUCUUUAUAAACAUGAAGGAACUAUAUAUUGUAUUUAUAAAAUCACCAAAAUUUGAAUCCAAAGAUCUAGAGAAUAUGUGUGCUAUGUGCUGUUAUAAUAAACGAAAACUUUAUGUUAAAUAUGUGUCAGAACCGUACCACGAUUAUGUACGCUUAGAGUCAUUUGAGCAACCAAAUGUGAUUGUACUACUUGAAACAGAAACUAUUUGGGUAAGAACAUGGUUCAAAUCUAUAAAAGCAGUAGUAGCGCAAAAUUGUCCGUUACUUUUAACCACAGAUUCGAAAAGUACAGCAGAAGAGAAUGUAGAUAGAAUACAAGAAGAAACAGAUACAAGCAGAACACGAUUGUACAGAAAAAAUAAAUUCUGCGGUUGUACACCAUAUAGAGACUAUAUAACUGGAGGAUUUUAUUACCGAAAUGCGCAUUUUAUAAUGUAUUCAUGAAUUUAAAUCACUUGACCACUUAAUCCAAGUCUAAAAGUAAGGUGUUGUUUGAUCUAAAUUCAUUUUAGUAUAAUUAAUGAUACUCAUAUGUUAAUAAAAUAGGGGAAUAAAUAAUAAAUUUCUUACUAGAUGCAUAUAUUGAGACAUAAAUUAAUAGUAUUUUGUUUGCUAUCUUUUGAGAAUACGUAAAGCAUAUUAUAUAUGAGAUAAUAUAGAAUUACCGCAUACAUAAUGUCUUAAAAUUUUACAAUUUAUCGCAUACUACUCCGUACUUAUAUGUAUUAUAUGCAGCUAUGAUCAUUCUGUAUUAAAUAAUAUAUAAUUAUCUUGUAAAUUUUUCCUUUGUCGUCCGUGUUCUGCAGAUGAUAAGUAAUAGGAAU